This is a messenger RNA of Carya illinoinensis, 1149 nucleotides long. RefSeq names its product transcription termination factor MTERF5, chloroplastic-like. Gene Ontology annotation, cellular component: chloroplast. The record is from RefSeq and is a predicted model, not a curated record. Gene Ontology annotation, biological process: regulation of DNA-templated transcription; chloroplast organization. The coding region runs from base 275 to 1075 and encodes 266 amino acids. Gene Ontology annotation, molecular function: double-stranded DNA binding. NCBI's taxonomy places the organism in Eukaryota, Viridiplantae, Streptophyta, Magnoliopsida, Fagales, Juglandaceae. The transcript is spliced from 2 exons.
AUAAUUUCCCAUAAGACAAAGUGUGGCUAAUCUUCCAACCUUUUGGGUCCAAUGUGUUGGGCUCGUGAAAUGAUUGAUGGGUGCAACAGAAGGUGGCUCUGGGCUGUGUGCUUGGCUGAACGUCCAGCAGAAAUCACUACUGCAAAGAAAAGUCACAGCGCAGGGAGAAAGCCAGGAGGCCGCUGCUUCUUCAAUCAAUUCAAUAGCAUUGCAUUCCAUCUCAAAACUCAAUCCAGGUAACUCAUGAUUCAGCUAUUUUCGGAAAUCAAAUCAAAUGCUUCGUUUAACUUCCGUGAAGUUGCCCCAACGGUUGAGGCACAGAGCUUCAACAAUAUGCCAUGGCCACUUGUUCUCAACCUCCCCUCGCAAACCCAUCUCAGAACUCCCUAUUUCCAGGGACCCAAAAUCUCUAACAGUCUCCUUCCUCCGAAACUCGUGUGGGUUCUCCUUGGAACUGGCCGUUUCAGCUUCCAAGAAGCUAAACAUUGAGAACAUAGAGAAUCCCAACUCCGUUCUGGAUCUGUUGAGAACUCACGGUUUGAAGCAGAAUCACAUCAGAUACUUAAUUAGUAGUCGUCCAUUAUUGCUUUUGGCCGAUUUGGGCAAUACCCUUAAGCCUAACAUGGAGUUGUUUAAAUCCUUAGGGUUUUGUGGCGCUAGCCUCGCCGAAAUGCUCAGCAAAUACCCAGCUGUGCUAGAAAGUGAUGCGUACACUGCUGUUGAGUUUUUUAGAGCACAUGGUUUUAGUGAGAAGCAAAUAAAAACUUUGAUGAUGAAGCGUCCCGCAUUGUAUAUGUAUAAUGCUAACAAGAAUUUUAAGCCAAAGUUAGAGUUUUUCAAAUCGUUAGGCUUGUCAGAUCUUGAAAUUGCAGAGAUUUUAUCUGCAGCACCUAAUGUUCUGGAAAGGAGCCUCGAAAAACAAAUCAUUCCGUGUGUUCAAGAGCUUAGGCGGAUUCUUGGCACUGAAGAGAAUGUCUUAAAGAUUAUAAAGGCAUACGGCCCAGUAAUUAGAACAAACGUUGUACAUACGCUACAGCCCAACAUCACUACUCUGAUAAGCCAUGGUGUUCCCUAGUCUUUAGUUUUGAAAGUCUUCUUUAUUAGACCAUCGUCACUGCUUAUCUGUGGCAAUCGGUUUAGGGAGAUUGU